AAGGAGGAGACACGCACAGACAUACACCGAGAGAAGAGAUUUCUUUUCUAGCUUCGUGGGUUCCCCGCCCCAAGAGCCUCUGUGUGUGUGAGAGGGAGGGGAUGCCUUGGAAAUAAUCAUGCUCCACAGAGGAACAGAUCGGACCUGCAGCUUCUCCAAACAGAGCCUUCUCCUCUAAAGCUCCAGAAAACCAAAAGCAUAAUUAUUAGAAGAAUCUUUAAUUUUUUUUAAUCCAGUCCCUAACCUCAUAUGGAAAUGGAAUAAUUAUUCUGGAUUCUGCAUUGGGAAAACCUCUUCUUUCGCUGCAUUACCCUUGAAUGGAAUCAUUUUUUUCUUUGAAUUUGCAUCACCUCAAGCCAGAAGAUUAACCCACCCCCCCACAAUUUCCCAGCUAAAUUGGAUUUUAAAUUCUCUUUCAUUUCUCCCUUAUCUUUCUUAUGUGGAUAUGCAAGCAAGAAGAGGAGACUGGAUACUCCCAACAUGUUCACUCCCUUAAUCUGUCCGUAUAGAGGUUCUACUUCUACAAACCAAGGGAGUCUAAGAGUUGAAGAUGAGGCCCAGGACAGAGUGCUACUCUCCAAGGUUCUGGUUAGUGCUGGCUGUCUUAGCAGUGUCAGGCAGCAAGGCUCGUGCUCAGAAGAGUCAUCCCAGCAUUGGUAUUGCCGUCAUACUAGUGGGCACUUCAGACGAAGUGGCUAUCAAGGAUGCCCACGAGAAAGAUGACUUCCACCACCUCUCUGUGGUACCUCGCGUGGAGCUGGUAGCCAUGAAUGAGACUGAUCCCAAGAGCAUUAUCACUCGCAUCUGUGAUCUCAUGUCGGACCGCAAGAUCCAGGGUGUGGUAUUUGCUGAUGACACAGACCAGGAAGCCAUCGCUCAGAUCCUUGAUUUCAUUUCAGCCCAGACUCUCACUCCCAUCCUGGGCAUCCAUGGAGGCUCCUCUAUGAUAAUGGCAGACAAGGAUGACUCCUCCAUGUUCUUUCAAUUUGGCCCAUCAAUUGAACAGCAAGCCUCCGUAAUGCUCAACAUCAUGGAGGAGUAUGACUGGUACAUCUUUUCUAUCGUCACCACCUACUUCCCCGGAUACCAAGACUUUGUCAACAAGGUCCGCAGCACGAUUGAGAACAGCUUUGUGGGUUGGGAGCUAGAGGAGGUCCUGCUGCUUGACAUGUCCUUGGAUGAUGGAGAUUCUAAGAUCCAGAACCAGCUGAAGAAGCUUCAGAGUCCCAUCAUCCUUCUCUACUGCACCAAGGAAGAAGCGACCUAUAUCUUUGAAGUGGCUAACUCUGUCGGCUUAACUGGCUACGGCUAUACGUGGAUCGUGCCGAGCCUGGUGGCGGGGGACACGGACACGGUGCCCUCAGAGUUCCCCACCGGGCUCAUCUCCGUGUCCUACGACGAGUGGGAUUACGGCCUUCCUGCCAGGGUGAGGGAUGGGAUCGCCAUCAUCACCACAGCCGCCUCGGACAUGCUCUCUGAGCACAGCUUCAUCCCCGAGCCCAAGAGCAGCUGUUACAACACCCAUGAGAAGAGAAUCUACCAGUCCAAUAUGCUCAAUAGGUAA
Antechinus flavipes (yellow-footed antechinus) is the source of this 1564-nucleotide messenger RNA. Its product is annotated as glutamate receptor ionotropic, NMDA 2B-like. The transcript is spliced from 4 exons. Bases 551 to 1564 code for a protein of 337 amino acids. NCBI's taxonomy places the organism in Eukaryota, Metazoa, Chordata, Mammalia, Dasyuromorphia, Dasyuridae. The record is from RefSeq and is a predicted model, not a curated record.